This is a messenger RNA of Penicillium diatomitis, 1458 nucleotides long. RefSeq lists its product as uncharacterized. The coding region runs from base 1 to 1458 and encodes 485 amino acids. NCBI's taxonomy places the organism in Eukaryota, Fungi, Ascomycota, Eurotiomycetes, Eurotiales, Aspergillaceae. The transcript has a single exon. The record is from RefSeq and is a predicted model, not a curated record.
AUGUUUCCAGCUUCUGUUUCAUCAAAAAUAGCAUUGGCUAACACUUUCCGCCUGUCUCCACAGGUACAACAGAUUCAAGCAGUGUCGCCGUAUAUUGAUAUCUCUACAAAUGCACCCCUUACUUUCUUCCGUGAGCCGCCAGCUGAAGUCCAGUGCAGUACUCAUCCUCAACGUGAACAUCCGGUGCCCACUCGGUGGAAAGACGCUGGCAGCUGGGGUGCACGACACCACCAUGAUAACGCUCCCUUCACGCUCUGGGUAGAAGAAGCACGAGUAUUCCGCUCCCCCACCAAAGAGGAAACGCAGUGGGUGUUGCAGACGUUCGAGGCCCAACACAUGGGCAUGAGCGGCUGGUACAUGUGGAUCGAAACAAGCAACCCACCCAAGCCCAUUCCGCUCACAGUUGGAUGCACGCCGGUCAUGUUUGUUGAUGUCCGGCCUACAAUACCAAUCCCAAAAUUUCCCUACCCAAACCCUCGCCUCCAAGAUCCGUGCCCCGGCGUGUACUGGCCAAAGAUGUCGUUUCCAACAAGAGAGCAAAACGCAAAAGUCCUGACUUCUCUUGCAGCUUUUGCUAAUAUCCUGGCAAUUGUUUACCUUCCUUGUUGGACGAUCGUUGAGCUCUACUACGGCGACGGGCGAGUUUACGAGCCAAGAUCAUUGCCGGGGCGUGUCGCAGGUCGGACGAGUCUGUACCAUCAUACAGGGAAACCUUUCUACUACGAUAUGCAAAGUCAGACACGCGCUCGAUUACUAGACCCCGCGCAGCACGUAUCUAGUCUGAUGCCACAGGAUGAUGGUAACUAUCUCCGAGGCCAAAAAUUGACCCCCGGAUGCAGAGUGGAAAGUGGGUAUGGCCCAAUUGAUUCCCCUUUUCAGUUCGCCACAGCCGCGACAACCCUCGGCGUGAAACUCCGGAACGUGCGGGGACAAGAGAGGGUCACUGUUGCCCACCAUGGCUUCCUACACUCCGGGGACGUCUGGCACCCGAAAACAUACGACGACCUUAUUGGUACCGUUGACGACACCCGCCCGGAACUUGAUGUCGCCCUGGUCCACCUCACCCCAGCUGCCUCCGCAAGCUUCACUAACAGCUGCUACUUCCAGGCAGAACCUCCACGAAGUUUGAAACCUGGGGACAUGAUCGAGGCGGGCUCGUGGAGUGAAGUGGAUGGGAUGAGUUCUGGAUUGAUCAGCCUGCUCACAGUGGGCAAAUACUUCAGGCGACCACAACGUCCCCCGGGAUGGCCUGAAAUUCCCUUCGAGCAUUGGCGGCCUGACUCCGUCGACACGGUCUUUGGAGCAAUCAACCCGGUGAUAGCAGAGGGGAUCUCCGGGGCGCCAAUAGUUGAGGUAGAGAGUGGCGCAGUGACAGGCUUCUUCCAUCUUUUCAACGGUCUCGAUUGCAUCAGCGCCCACCUGGACGACCUGAUUGUCGAGGGGUGGUAUGUUGUUUGA